GCCGCGGCGGCGGCGGCGGCGCAUGCGCGCGGGGCGCCGAUAUGUUGGGGGGGUCGCGGGGCGGCGGGGUGCGGCGCGGAGCUUCCCCCGACGGCGGCGGCCGAGGAAGAGGCGGAGGCGGCGGAGGCGGCGGCGGGAGCGGCGGGAGCAGCUCGGCAUGACAUGACGGCACCGCUCGGCCUCCCCCCGCGCUGGCCCGACGGCCUCGCCUGUCGCUGCGAGGACGCCCCGCGGGAGAAAAACCGCAUGGAAGGGUUGGGGCAUUGCCGGGAGAUGAUGCCCCACGCGGGACUCGCUGUACCCACGGCCCCGCCGCCGCCGCCACCGCCGCAGGGAGCCGCGUACGCUGAGUUGGCGGCCACCGAGCCACCACGGCAGUGCCCGUCGGGGGCGGCUUCAAGUGCGGCGCUGGGCUACGGUUACCCCUUCGGUGGGGGUUACUACGGCUGCAGGUUGUCCCACUCCCACGGAGUCAAUUUGCAGCAAAAACCCUGCGCUUACCACCCCGGGGAGAAGUACCCCGAGGCCGGCGGGCCCCUACCCGGCGAGGAGCUGCCUUCGAGGGCCAAAGAAUUCGCUUUUUAUCCUGGUUUUCCCAGCUCCUACCAGGCUGUCCCUGGCUAUUUGGACGUGUCGGUGGUACCGGGGCUCGGUGGUCACCCGGAACCGAGACACGACGCUUUGCUUCCCAUGGAAGGUUACCAACACUGGGCUCUUUCUAAUGGCUGGGAUGGGCAAGUGUACUGCUCCAAAGAGCAAUCGCAAUCUGCACACCUCUGGAAAUCACCUUUCCCAGACGUGGUCCCCUUACAACCCGAAGUCAGUAGCUACCGGAGGGGCCGAAAAAAAAGGGUCCCUUACACCAAAAUCCAGCUGAAGGAGCUGGAAAAGGAGUACGCGGCCAGCAAAUUCAUCACCAAAGAGAAGAGGAGGAGGAUUUCGGCCACCACCAACCUGUCCGAGCGACAAGUGACCAUCUGGUUCCAGAACCGGAGGGUGAAGGAGAAGAAGGUGGUGAGCAAAUCCAAGACAGCGCAUCUCCAUGCCACCUGACACAGGUUUGGAGGAGAAGGGGCACGAAAAGGAAGCAAGAAGCGUAAAAUAUAUAUAUAUAUCUAUAUAUAUAUUUAUCUGGUAGUUUGUAUGAUAAACAUAAUCGGGAUUCUGCUGGUUCCAAGUCAUUAUUUAAAAUGAUAUUAAUAAUAAUAAUAAUAAUAAUCGACAUUCACAAAUGCACACGCGCAUCCUCCCUAAAAAACCCGCACCGAGCGCAUCUUUGAUUUGUCCCCGCUCUGACUGUGAAAACCCGCAUUUCGCUCUGAGAAAUCCACCGAUAAGGUUCAACUGUGUAUAUUUUUAAAAAGAAAAUAAUUAUAAUAAUAAUAAUUAAUAAUAAGCUAAGAGUGUAGUUACGUUAAAGGAGAGAUGAACUCUGAAUGUCGCCCUGUAACGCUGUAUAGUCCGACCCCCCCCAUCCCUCCAGUUGUUCACAUCUCAGGCCAUUUCACCCACCGAUGUAUCAAUGUAUGGAGAACCUAUGGCAAAGUGCAUCAGCUGCACUAAGGACCGAAAAAUGAGAAUUAAGGCUGCUGUUGUGGCAAGAAAACCAUCGCUCGGUAUCACUUCAAUAGCCCGACCGCUGAUUUUUAGGUCCCUGAUGGAAGUGAGUUGCUGUACGAGACUAUUUUUGGUACGUUCUCAUGAGGGUUCCUAUAUCUCUGCCAUAAAACUGGAAUGUCUGUUCUCCGCCGACAAGAUGGAAAAUGCACAAUGUUGUCUUUGGGGUUUGUUUCUUUCCCUCUCUAAGCCGGCUGGUUAUCGACAGUGUUCUUUGGAUAUGUAAAAGCGCUUUUUUUUUUAAUGUCUUGUAUAUGUAUAUAAUAUUGUGGUGUCCAGAUGAUAAUGUACCGACUGCGGAUGACAUUUCUUACGAAUAAAUCUCUUUUGUUGUUGUCGUUUGGCCUUGA
Molecule: messenger RNA, 1967 nt
Organism: Columba livia (rock pigeon)
Lineage: Eukaryota; Metazoa; Chordata; Aves; Columbiformes; Columbidae
Gene: HOXC13
Product: homeobox C13
Exons: 2
Coding region: 163-1053 (296 amino acids)
Biological process (GO): regulation of transcription by RNA polymerase II
Molecular function (GO): DNA-binding transcription factor activity, RNA polymerase II-specific; RNA polymerase II cis-regulatory region sequence-specific DNA binding
Source: RefSeq, a predicted model, not a curated record